CAACAGAGUACUUAGUUCGGACAACCCCCGACAUAUAAAAAGGUGCCCUUUCGUUGGUUCCUCACUAACUCAUCUUCAAAAGACGUUCAUCAGCCCCGUCCAACUUCUUUACUCUUUCUUUAUAACAUUUUCUCCAUUACACCGUCACUAUGCUUGCUACCACCGAACCCGAGGUGAAAGAUGCUUCACUGGAGGUUGAUGAAUCCACAAAACCUACCAUCGAAUCCCUCAAAGCCGCUGCAGCUCCCGCCAUCCAACAAGAGGUACCUAAAGACGAAGAGCAGCCCAAGGCUGGCGAAUCAGAGCAAGAAGAAGAGAGCGAGGAGGAUGAGGACAAGAUGGAAGUAGAUGACGAGGACAAUGUUGAUUUUGAGGAAGAGGAUUUGGUCGAAAUUGACGCUGCCAACAUUAUUGAAACCCGUACACGAGGGGUCAAGAUUGAUUUUGCUAAUCUGCCAGAGGAAGAGAAGAUGGAAGGUGAAGAGGAUGAUGAGGAUGAUGAGGAUGUGGUGUUGGAGGACGAGUAAUCGUUUCGGCGAGAUGGGUUGUUUGAUGGUUCUUGUUGGUAAUUCGGCUUAAAAAUGUCUGUGAAAUAUAGUCUUAUUUUCCUUUAUGAGACCCAUGGCUUCUGUCUGGUGUUGGUCCAAAAGUAACAUAAAAU
Molecule: messenger RNA, 661 nt
Organism: Spizellomyces punctatus DAOM BR117
Lineage: Eukaryota; Fungi; Chytridiomycota; Chytridiomycetes; Spizellomycetales; Spizellomycetaceae
Exons: 4
Coding region: 150-527 (125 amino acids)
Source: RefSeq, a predicted model, not a curated record